GGUAGAGUCCUCCUCAGCUCCCGGACCCUGGCGGAGCAGAUCACAUUCUCCGUCUGUCGAGCCGAGGCAUCAACCCGCAGCUUCAAGGACUCCUGACCGGCGCCGUUGGAACGACACGAGGACGACAGGAAACCAGCUGCUCUCCCUCAGGCGCAGCAUCAUUUCCAUCUAAGUGUCAUCCAUGAGAUUCUUCAGGCUAUCCUUCAAGUGCUUCGUCGACUGCUUCUGAAUCUGCUCCUGUCAUCGGCUCAUCUGACCGCGUUGCUUUGUGAACAUCGUUUUUUUUCCGUCUCCGUCUCUUGGUCGAGCCGAGGGGAUCCAACGUGUUAUAAAAAAACAAAAAAACAGACUGCGAUUGUUUUUGUUUGUUUUUCAAUCUUAAGAAGGCAACAAAAAAAAAAUAACAAACUCAGAAAAAAAAAUAACAACAAAAAAAAAAGAAAAAAAAAGACAAGCUGAGCCCUGCAUAGCUGCUCCUGUGUGAGUGCCUGAGCCCUGUCACCAGCCAGGCACGUCCAUACAAACUUCAACCAGGCCCCUCUGGCUCAAGCCACCAGCUGCCAGCCUCAUUUGAAAAAAGAAGAGAAAGAGUUUUUCCAUCCGACAACAUGUCACCUGAGUUGGAAGAAAACAGCCAAGGUGAAAUCAGUCUCCCCCAGCUCGAGGCAGGGACCCUGUCUGAGGAGGAAAGUGGGGGGUCAGCUCGCCCCCUGGUGCCCGUGCCUGGAGCGGGGCCAGGGUGUGGUGAGGGCGGAGGGGCUGGCACACCGCAAGCCCAGGACGUGGCUGCAGCCGGGACCGGGAACGGGGUGGCAGUGCCGGUGGUGGAGAGGGAAACUUGGACCAGACAGAUGGACUUCAUCAUGUCCUGCGUGGGUUUUGCUGUUGGCUUGGGCAACGUGUGGAGGUUCCCUUAUCUCUGCUACAAGAACGGAGGAGGCGUUUUCCUGAUCCCCUACUUGCUCAUCGUGUUCAUCGGGGGCAUCCCGGUCUUCUUCCUGGAGAUAGCACUGGGACAGUUCAUGAAGAAAGGAGGGGUCUCUGCCUGGAACAUUGCACCCCUCUUCAAAGGUCUGGGCUUGGCCUCGAUGGUGAUUGUGUUCUUCUGUAACACCUACUACAUCAUGAUUCUGGUGUGGGGCCUCUACUUUCUCUUACACUCCUUCACCAACCCCCUGCCCUGGGCCACCUGUGGACAUCCCUGGAACACGGCCAACUGCACACAGGACUUCCGGCGCGCCUGCUACAACCGCAGCAUACUGCUGUCAACUGCCGACACCCCCUUCAACGUUGUCUCUUCUACACCCCCACUGAACCUGUCCUCAGCCCUGCUCCUUUUCAACGGCAGCUGCGCGGAGCACGAAGGCAUGCGCUCCCCUGUCAUCGAGUUCUGGGAGCGUAAAGUGCUGCGUCUGUCUGAUGGGCUGCACGAGCCCGGGGACAUCAGCUAUGAGUUGGUGCUCUGUCUCAUCGCCGUCUGGAUCAUCGUUUACUUCUGCAUGUGGAAAGGUGUUAAAUCUACUGGCAAGGUUGUGUACUUCACUGCUCUGUUCCCAUACCUGGUCCUGGUUGUUCUCCUGGCCCACGGAAUUACUUUACCUGGAGCUUUAGAUGGGAUCAUUUACUACCUGAAACCAAACUGGUCCAAACUCGGAGAAGCACAGGUGUGGAUUGAUGCCGGCACUCAGAUCUUCUUCUCCUAUGCCAUCGGACUGGGUGCCCUGACUGCACUGGGCAGCUACAACCGCUUCCAUAACAACUGUUACCAGGAUGCAUUCGUCCUGGCCUUCAUUAACAGUGGAACCAGUUUCUUUGCAGGCUUUGUGGUGUUCUCUGUGCUGGGCUUCAUGGCUGAAGAGCAAGGCGUGGACAUCAGUAAGGUAGCAGAGAGUGGUCCAGGCCUGGCCUUUAUUGCCUACCCCAAGGCUGUGACUCUGAUGCCUCUGGCGCCGCUCUGGGCUGCACUUUUCUUCUUCAUGUUGCUCAUACUGGGCUUGGACAGCCAGUUCGUCGGGGUAGAAGGUUUGAUAACAGGCAUCAUGGACAUGCUGCCCCCUAAAUCUGUCCUGGGCUCUCUGCGCCGAGAGGUGGUGGCGGCCAUCUGCUGCUUCAUCUGCUUCCUCAUCGACAUGUCUAUGGUCACAGAGGGAGGGAUGUAUGUCUUCCAGCUGUUUGACUACUACUCUGCCAGUGGCAUCACUCUGCUGUGGCAGGCCUUCUGGGAGUGUGUGGUGAUUGCAUGGGUCUAUGGCGCAGACCGUUUCAUGGACGACGUGGCUCGUAUGAUCGGCUACCAGCCCCUACCCUACAUGAAGUGGUGCUGGUCCUACAUCACGCCUGUCGUCUGUGUGGGUGUGUUCCUGUUCCACGUGGUGAACUACAAGCCCCUGACCUACAACUCAUCGUAUACGUACCCCUUGUGGGGUGAAGUAAUCGGCUGGUUAUUGGCUCUGUCCUCAAUGCUCUGUAUCCCUGUCACUGUUCUCUUCAAACUGCUGCGCUGCAAAGGAUCUUUGCGUGAGAGGUGGCAGCACCUUACCACCCCAGUUUGGGGCAGACAUCACCUGGAGUACCUGGCCCCAGAGAGUGAGGCCAAACUGCUGCCCCCUGCUGGAACCAAGAAUCAGCUACCCUUUGAGAGUGUCAUCUGAUGACCUGAGCCCGACAGAACACAGAUCCAAGGUCGCCUUUGACAUCAGCACACACAGAUACAAACAUGCAGGCGACCCCACAAGCAUGCACAUCACACUGGCCCAGUCAGAGCAAAGUGCAGAUUAACUACGCAGCCCACAGUUUUGAAGGUAUGGAAAAGCCCUGGACAAUUGGACCAAAGAUUAGAUGGGAGAAGAACUGAAACCCAACCGCAAGAAUACAGCCAUCACAGGCUGAUGUUCCGUCUGCUCUGCUUUCUGACGCUACCUCGCUGAUUCUCCCCUCUCUCUCUGUCCCCUGCCUUUGUGCUGUUCCGUCCAGUCUUGUUCCGUGAGUGCGAUAUGUCCAGUGUAGUUGCGAUAUCUUCCCUUCGCUGCGCCUCUGUGUUUAAGUUCAACAGCCUCCCAACAUGUCACGUCAUUUUACUGUGAGUAGGCAGAAACGUAAAAAAAAACAAAUCGAGAAACUUUCGAAAUGAAAGAAGUCACAUUCGCUGCUGAUAUGCCAUGGUCUGAAUGUGUGUGUGCGUGUGUGAGUGUGAGUUAGAAAGAGUGCGUGUUGGACUGUGGCAGUGGUGUCUUCAUUUACAUGUAGCGUUGUGUUUGCCCAUCAUUGUUUCCUGCCAAGUGAACUCUCUUCGUGAACAGCUUCCAUUUGUAAGAAACAAAACAAAACAAUCAAAAAGAGAAAAAUGCAUCACCACUUCCAGCUGUGUGUUAUGAACUAACUUAUCCAGUGUAUUGUGGGGUCUGUGAAUCAGUGUUAACAAUAUUCGGAGGGGGAUGACGAUCAAUAUUUCCAUCAGAAGGAGACGGAGAGAAAGUUCAGAUCGAAUUGUGCAAAGAGCAGGAGGCGGGGAUGUGGGGAGGGGCAAGAGUCUUGGUGAAAGGAAAGAAGCAAUAAAUGACCAGAUUAAGAUGGAAA
This is a messenger RNA of Platichthys flesus (European flounder), 3576 nucleotides long. RefSeq names its product sodium- and chloride-dependent creatine transporter 1. Gene Ontology annotation, cellular component: membrane. NCBI's taxonomy places the organism in Eukaryota, Metazoa, Chordata, Actinopteri, Pleuronectiformes, Pleuronectidae. The record is from RefSeq and is a predicted model, not a curated record. Gene Ontology annotation, biological process: sodium ion transmembrane transport. The transcript has 14 exons. Bases 609 to 2651 code for a protein of 680 amino acids.